AUGGAUCCCAAAACACAUCAGGCACACCAACAGAUCCUUCGUCCCCUGUCUGUCAAACAGAACAAGACAGAAGUCUCUAUCCUCGUUCCAGCAGACAUCUGGGUCUCUGCCGAACAACUCAAGGAAGAAUUCCCUACUCAUACCGAUGAAUUCGAAGCAGCAGCAGCAGCAGGAGAGGAGAUGGCCCCUAUUGAGCUGUCCGCACGCUUCAUGGAAUAUGCUGCAACCCGCGCCUCAAAGGAGCAGCAGUUCUUGCCCGUAGCACGGACCAGCUUUAUCGAUUUUGGCGCACAGUAUCUCAAGAACAACGACGUACACGCCAUCACCCGCGACUUGCCCCUCGAUUCUAGAAAGGUAGUCAUCCGUGCCUACUAUGCAUCCCUCGUCGUCCUCCGGGAGCACAAGACCCUGUCAGCACAAGAAAUUAAGCCAGUACAAUCGGCUCUUUUCGCUGCUGCCGCCCGUGGUGACACCAAGCUCUUUGCUAUCUUUGGUGGCCAAGGCAACAUCGAAGAGUACUUUGAUGAACUCGAAGAUAUCUGGACCACCUACAACGGCCUCGUCAAAACCUUUGUCGAACGCAUGGCCGGCGUCCUCACAGAGUAUGCUCGCAGCCCAGAAGCAAGCAUCUUCCACUCAAAGGGUCUCAACAUCCUCCAGUGGCUCAACAACCCAGAACUUAGACCCGAUCUCCAGUACUUUAUCUCUGCUCCCGUCAGUAUCCCCCUCAUCGGUCUGACCCAGCUCCUCCAAUACUAUGUCACCCUCCGCGUCUUGGAUCGCACACCCGCAGAAAUCAGAGAUCUCAUCAAGGGUUCUACUGGUCAUAGUCAGGGUAUCAUUCCUUCCGUCGUCAUCUCUUCUUCUUCAACCGAAGAAGAAUUCUUCAACAACAGUGAAAAGGCUCUCGGAUUGCUGUUCUGGAUCGGUACUCGCGCCCAGCAGGGAUACCCCACCACAACCCUCAACCCUGCCAUUCUCGAAGAUUCUGUCUCCAACAAUGAGGGCAGCCCCACUCCUAUGCUGUCAAUCACCGGCCUCAGAGAGAGCCAGGUUGUCAAGCACCUCCAGACCACAAACUCCCAUCUUGCCCCUGACCGUCAAAUCGAAAUCACUCUCUUCAACGGUCCCCGCUCCUUUGUCUGCACUGGCCCUCCCCAGUCUCUUUAUGGUCUCAACCUGAGUUUGCGCAAGCUCAAGGCACCCACCGGUCUCGACCAAUCUAGAAUCCCCUUUUCUGAGCGCAAGAUCAAGUUCUCUUCCCGCUUCUUGUCCAUCACCGCCGCCUUCCACAGUUCCUACAUCAAACACACCGUCCCAACAAUCGUCAAGGAUGUCGAGCGUCACAAUCUUAGAUUCAAUGCCAAGGAUCUCAAAAUGCCAGUUUUUGCCACUGAUACAGGUGCCGACAUGAGUUCAUCUCCCGAUUUGACACUCGACCUCAUCAAGCUUAUCUGUUGUUUGCCUGUACACUGGGAAAAGGCUAUUGCUAUCAAGGGAUUGAAGCAUAUCAUUGAUUUCGGACCAGGUGGAACCUCUGGUAUCGGUGGUCUGACCUACCGUAACAAGGAAGGUACCGGUGUUCAGAUCGUCUUGGCCGGUGCACUUGAGGGUAACAACCGCGAUUUGUCCUACAAGGCAGACCUGUUUGAUGCAGAUCUGCGUGCCGUCACAUAUUCCCAGGACUGGGCAGAGGUCUUCCAGCCCAAGUUGGUCAAAAUUGCUAGCAAUGGUCGCAUUCAUAUUGACACCCGUAUGUCACGUUUGUUGGGUAAGCCCCCCAUGAUGGUUGCAGGAAUGACUCCCUCUACCGCAAACGAAAAGUUCGUCUCGGCUGUCAUGAACGCCGGUUACCAUAUCGAACUUGCUGGUGGUGGACAGACCAACGAGAAGAAGCUCCGUGACAAGGUCGACAGCAUCAUGAAGCUCACUCGUGCCGGUGAGGGUAUUACUCUCAACAUCAUUUUCCUCAACGUCCGUCAGUGGGGUUUCCAAUAUCCUCUCAUCCAGGUCAUGCGUCGCCAGGGUCUUCCUAUGGAAGGUCUCUGCAUUGCUGCCGGUGUUCCCAGUCUCGAUGUUUCAAACGAGAUCAUUGAGAACCUCCAGAGUGCUGGUAUCCGUCACCUUGCUCUGAAACCCGGAAGCACAGACACUAUUCGUCAGACUAUUGCUAUCGCUGCUGCCAACCCCACUAUGCCAAUUAUUAUGGAAUGGACUGGUGGUCGUGGUGGAGGACAUCACAGUUUCGAAGACGUUCAUCAGCCUAUUCUCGAGACAUACGCUGCCAUCCGUCGCCAGCCCAACAUCGUUCUUGUUGCUGGAUCCGGCUUCGGUGGUGCCGACGACACCUUGCCUUACAUGACUGGUGACUGGGCCCUUAAGUUCGACUAUCCCCCCAUGCCAUUCGACGGUAUCCUGUUCGGUUCGCGUAUGAUGGUCUGCAAGGAAGGUCUUGCUUCUGAGGCUGCCAAGCAGGCUAUGGUAGACGCCCCCGGUGUGGAUGAUGCUGAUUGGGAAAAGACCUACAAGGGUCCUGCCGGUGGUAUUAUUACCGUUCGUUCCGAGUUGGGCGAGCCUAUCCACAAGGUCGCCACUCGUGGUGUCCGUCUUUGGAAGGAGUUGGACGAGACCAUCUUUGCUUUGCCCAAGGAUAAGCGUCUGCCUGCUCUUUUGGCCAAGAAAGAUUAUAUCAUCAAGCGCCUUAACGCCGAUUUCCAAAAGGUUUGGUUCGGUAAGAAGAGCACUGGCGAGGUUGUCGAUCUUCAGGACAUGACCUACACCGAGGUUGUCAACCGUAUGGUCGAGCUUCUUUACAUCAAGCACGAGCAGCGCUGGAUCGAUCCUACUCUCCGCAAUCUGGUCGGUGACUUCUUGCGCCGUGUAGAACAACGUUUCUCGACCACAUCCUCGAUCUCCACCCUCCAGAGCUUCUCCCAGCUCGAGAACCCCUAUGACUUCAUUCCCGAUUUCUUGGCUCUCUUCCCCGAAGCCGAGAACCAGUUGUUGACUACCGAGGAUGUACUACAGUUUGUGACCAUGUGUAACCGUCGUGGACAGAAGCCUGUGCCUUUCAUUCCCGUUAUGGAUAAGGACUUUGAUGUCUGGUUCAAGAAGGAUUCGUUGUGGCAGUCUGAGGACUUGGCCGCUGUUGUUGACCAGGAUGUCCAGAGAACCUGUAUUCUCCACGGCCCUGUCGCUGCCAAGUACUGCACUCGUGCCGACCAGCCCGUAGCUGAGAUCCUCGGUGACAUCUACGAGAGCCACAUCAAGAGCUUGAAGGAGGUCUACUACAAGAACAACGAGAGCGCCAUUCCCGAGAUCGAGUACCUUGGUGGUGCACCCAUCAAUAACAUCAUCAUCAAGCCUAACUCGACAUCCACCACCGAGCAGGUCUACCAGAUGCCCAACGACGAUGCAUCCUUGCCCGAGAGUGAGGAGUUCUUCCAGGCUAUCGCCGGUCCCUCUUACAACUGGUUGCGCGCUGUCCUGACCUCUUCCUUCAUCGUCCAGGGUAAGCAGUUCAUCGACAACCCUCUCCAGCGCAUCUUCCGCCCCCGUGUUGGCCAGAAGAUCACAAUCACCAACAGUGGAAAGAAGAUCGUCGGCAUCAAGGUCCAGGACAAGCGUCCCUGGAGUGCCAACGGAAAGACCUCCGAAUUUGUUACCUCUGUCGAGGCCAAGUUCGACGGCAAGAUGAUCGACCUCAAGCUCUACGAGAAGAGAGAUUCUAUCUUGGUUCCUUUCCAGUUGCACUUUGAGUACAAGCCCGAGCUUGGUUAUGCUCCUAUCCACGAAGUUAUGGAGGGUCGUAACGAUCGUAUCAAGGACUUUUACUACAAGUUGUGGUUCGGUCCCGAGGCCAAGGAAGAUUUCCUUAACUUCCCUGUCAACGAAAAGUUGAUUGGUAAGGGUGAAGUUGUCAAGGCUGGCGACAUCAAGGACUUCUGCCAGGCUGUUGAUAACAAUGCCGAGAUCUACGUCGAUCGCGGUCAGAAGAUCAUCUAUGCGCCCAUGGACUUUGCUAUCGUCGUAGGCUGGAAGGCCAUCAUCAAGGCCAUUUUCCCCAAGGUCAUUGACGGCGAUCUGCUCAAGUUGGUCCAUCUCUCCAACGGUUUCCGUCUUCUCGAAGGCAGUGAUCUUCUCCAGGUUGGCGAUGUUGUGGAUACCUAUGCCCAGAUCAACGCUAUCAUCAACACCGACUCUGGAAAGAUGGUCGAGGUUAAGGGUGUCAUUGUCCGGGACAACAAGCCCGUUCUCGAGGUCACCAGUCAGUUCUUGUACCGUGGACAGUUUGACGAUUUUGAGCACACCUUUGAGCGCAAAUCCGAGACCCCUAUGGAGUUGAACCUUAAGGAGACCAAGGACAUUGCUGUCCUUAUGGCCAAGGAGUGGGUCGACUGGAACGAAGAGUUUGAGAACUACGAGCUUACCCCUGGCUGCUCUUUGAUCUUCCGUUUGAACACCGAACUCAAGUACAAGAACAAGAAGGUCUUCUCUAGCGUAAAGACAACCGGUACCGUGUCCAUGCAGGUCUCUACCAAGGAAAUUGUCGAGAUUGGUAUGGUCGACUACGAGGCCGGCGAGUCUCACGGUAACCCUGUGAUCGAGUACCUGAAGCGCAACGGCAAGGAGAUUGAGCAGGCUCACUUCUUCGAGAACGGCGGUUACUCUGUUAUGCCCAGUCAGUCUUCUUACUCUUCUGUUGUGCACGCUCCUGCUUCCAACGAACCCUAUGCCAAGAUCUCUGGUGACUUUAACCCUAUCCACGUCAACCCAUACUUUGCUGAUCUUGCCGUCCUUCCCGGAACCAUCACCCACGGUAUGUGGACCAGUGCUUCCACUCGUAAGUUCGUCGAGAUGUUCGCUGCUGACAACGUUCCCCGUCGCGUUGUUGCAUAUGAUGUCAAGUUUGUCGGCAUGGUUCUUCCUUCUGACCGCCUCGAGACCAAGUUGUACCACACUGGUAUGAAGAACGGUCGUAAGAUCAUCAAGAUCGAGACCGUCAACCAGAACAACGAGCACAUCGUUCAGGGUACUGCCGAAGUUGAGCAGCCUGUUACUGCCUACGUCUUUACUGGUCAGGGUUCUCAGGAGCAGGGUAUGGGUAUGGCUUUGUACGCCUCUUCUCCCGUUGCCAAGGCUAUCUGGGACAGAGCCGACAAGCAUCUUAUGGAGAACUACGGCUUCUCUAUUCUUGAGAUCGUUCGCGACAACCCAAAGGAGAAGACUGUUCACUUUGGUGGUCCCCGCGGUAACAAGAUCCGUCAAAACUACAUGAGCAUGACUUACGAUCAGGUCGAGUCGGACGGUACCAUCAACACCCUCCCUCUCUUCCCCACCAUCCACGAACGUACCUCUUUCCACACCUUCCGUGCUCCCAACGGUCUCUUGUUCGCCACCCAGUUCACCCAGCCUGCCCUUACUCUUAUGGAGAAGGCUGCUUUCGAGGACAUGCGUGCCAAGGAAUUGAUCCAGUCCAACUGUGCCUUUGCUGGUCACUCUCUGGGUGAGUACGCCGCCCUUGCCUCUGUUGGUGAUGUAUUGCCUCUCGAGUCCUUGGUCGAUGUCGUUUUCUACCGUGGUACCACAAUGCAGUCCUCUGUCAAGCGUGACAAGGAUGGUCGCUCUGAAUAUGGUAUGGCUGCUGUCAACCCUGCUCGUGUAUCCAAGUCAUUCAACGACACUGCCCUCCGUUACGUUGUUGACUCGAUUGCCCGCCAGAGCAACGAUGUUUUGGAGAUUGUCAACUUCAACGUCGAGAACUGGCAGUACGUCACCGCUGGUUCGAACAAGAACCUCGAUACUCUCGCCAACGUUCUCAACUACAUCAAGGUGUCCAACAUUGAUUUGCAGAAGUUGAUGGAGACCAUGCCCCUCGAGGAAGUCAAGAAGCACUUGAUGGAUAUUAUCGAAGGUGGUAUGGAGAAGACCCAGCAGAAGAUUGCCUCCAACGGUGGUCGUCUCGUCUUGGAGCGUGGUCAUGCUACUGUUCCCCUUCCCGGUCUGGAUGUUCCCUUCCACUCUUCCUUCCUCUUGAGUGGUGUCACUCCUUUCCGUAACUACCUUGCUACCAAGUUCAACCCCACCGACAUCGAUGUCGCCAUGUUGACUGCCAAGUACAUUCCUAACUUGACUGCCGAGCCCUUCAGCACAAGCAAGGCUUACAUCGAGCGCGUCUACAACCAGACCUCCAGCCCUCGUCUUGCCAAGGUACUCAAGCAGUGGACUGACGACAAGUAUGCUUCGGCUGCUCAGCAGCAGCGCCUUGGUUACAUCCUCUUGGUCGAGUUGCUCGCCUACCAGUUCGCCUCUGCCGUCCGCUGGAUCGAGACCCAGGACCAACUCUUCAAGCACUUCAAGAUCGAGCGUUUGAUCGAAGUCGGUCCUUCGCCCACUCUUGUCGGUAUGGCCACCCGUACUUUGAACAUCAAGUACCAGGCUUAUGACAAUGCUCUCAGCAACCGCCGUGAAAACCUUUGCAUCACCAAGGAUUCCAAGGAAAUCUACUACGAUUUCGAGACUUCUGAGGAGGAAGCUGCACCUGCACCUGCAUCUGCUGCUGCUGCUGCCCCUGCUGCCGCUGCCGCUCCUGCUCCAGUUGCUGCUGCACCCGUCGCCGCUGCACCUGCACCCACCGGAACUGCAUCCCCUAUGACUGAUGCCCCUGUUACUGCUGCUGAGAUCAUCAAUGUCGUCAUUGCUCAGAAGUUGAAGAAGUCUAUUGAUGAGGUCCCUAUGAGCAAGGCCAUCAAGGAUUUGGUUGGUGGCAAGUCUACUCUCCAGAACGAGAUUCUCGGUGAUCUCCAAAAGGAAUUCACCAACGGUGUGCCCGAAAAGGCCGAAGAGACUCCUUUGGACGAGCUUGCUGCUGCCGUUAGCCCCACUUUCUCCGGAACUCUCGGAAAGCACACCAGCACUUUGGUUGCCAAACUCAUCAGUGCCAAGAUGCCCGGUGGUUUCACUCUCAACAGUGCCAAGACCUACUUGUCGACUACCUACGGUUUCGGCGAAGGUCGCAUCGAGAGCACUUUGUUGACCGGUCUUACCAUGGAGCCUCCUGCUCGUCUCGGUUCCGAGGCUGAGGCCAAGACCUGGUUGAGCACCAUUGCUCAGGUUUAUGCCAACAAGGCUGGUGUCAGCUUGACAGGUCCCUCUGCUAGUGCCGGUGGUGCCGGUGGUGCAGCUGGUGGUGCCGUUGCUGUGAUCAACAGCGAAGAGUUUGACGAAUUGAAGGCCAAGCAGACCAACCUCAUCCACCAGCAGUUGAACUUGUAUGCUCGCUACUUGCAGCAGGACUUGCGCGGUGGUGACAAGAAGUACGAACAGGAGAAGACUGUUACCUUGAAGCUCCAGGCCGAGUUGGAUCAGUGGUUGGCUGAGAUGGGUGACACCUUUGCCGAAGGUAUCCUCCCCGUAUUCAGCCGUCUCAAGGCUCGUCAGUACGACUCUUACUGGAACUGGGUCCGCCAGGAUGCUUUGGAGAUGUGGUACGCCAUGAUCUUCGGAAACUUGGCUAUUGUUGAUCGUGAGGUUACUGCCAAGUGUCUUGCUAUCAUGAACCGUUCUUACCCUCAGUUGAUUGAUUACAUGCGUUAUACUGUUGAAAACUGCGCUGCCGACAAGGGUGAGACCUACCGUAUUGCCAAGGAGUUCGGUCAGGCUUUGAUCGAGAACUGUGUUGAAGUAUUGGCAGAGAACCCUGUUUACAAGGAUGUUACUUUCCCUACUGGUCCUCAGGUCACAGUUACUGCCACUGGUGAUAUUGUUUACAAGGAGGUUCCCCGUGAGGGCUGCCGCAAGCUUGCUGAUUAUGUCAAGGUCAUGGCUACUGGUAGCAAGACCACCGAGUUCUCUAACCGUCUCAAGGUUCAGCAGAACCUCGGCCGUCUUUACAAGAUCAUCCGUAACCAGAACAAGAUGAAGAAGACCACUAAGCUUUCCAUCAAGGAGUUGUACAGCGAUGUCCUCCGUGCCAUGUCCAUGUCCAACACUAUUGUCAAGGAGCACCGCGGUCGUCAGCGUCGUCUGUCCUCCACUGGUCGCACUGCCGAGCACAAGCGUAUCUCUGCCAAGGCUGCCAAGUCCGAGACCAUUCCCUUCCUUCACUUGAAGAAGCGCAACGACAACGGUGGUGACUUUGAGUUCAGCAGCCGCUUGACCAGCACUUACCUCGAUGUUCUGUCCGAGGUUGCCGAAAGUGGUUUGACCUUUGUCAACAAGUGUGUUCUCUUGACUGGUGCUGGUCGUGAUUCAAUUGGUUCCGAGAUCUUGAAGGGUCUUCUUGGCGGUGGUGCCAAGGUUAUUGUAACCACCUCUCGUUUCAGCCGUGCUGUUACUGAGUACUUCCAGGGUAUCUACAAGACCUUUGGUUCCCGUGGAUCCGAGCUUAUCGUUGUUCCCUUCAACCAGGGUUCUAAGCAGGACGUCGAUUCUUUGUUGGAUUACAUCUAUGACCCCAAGGGUCUCAACUGGGAUCUUGACAUUGUCAUUCCUUUUGCUGCAAUCCCUGAGAACGGCAACGAGCUCGACGAUAUUAACUCUAAGAGUGAAUUGGCUCAUCGUAUCAUGUUGACCAACCUUUACCGUAUGUUGGGUGCUAUCAAGAAGCACAAGCAGGCCAUUGGUUCGGACACUCGCCCCGCCGAGGUUAUCCUUCCCUUGUCUCCUAACCAUGGUACUUUCGGUGGUGAUGGUCUUUAUGGUGAAUCCAAGAUUGGUCUUGAGACUCUUUUCAACCGUUGGUACUCUGAGAGCUGGUCUAGCUACCUCUUGAUUGUUGGUGCUGUCAUUGGCUGGACUCGUGGUACUGGUUUGAUGGCAGGUAACAACAUGGUUGCUGAAGGUGUUGAGAAGUAUGGUGUACGCACCUUCUCUACCGUCGAGAUGUCUUUCAACAUUCUCGGUUUGUUGCACCCCAGCAUUGUCGAGUUGGCUCAGAACGAGCCCAUCUGGGCUGAUCUUAACGGUGGUCUUCAGUUCUUGCCUAACCUCAACGAAAUCAACACCCUCCAGAGAAAGGAGAUCCGCGAAACCGCCGAGAUCCGCAAGGCUGUCGCUCUUGAGUCUGCUCUGGACUUCAAGAUUGUCCACGGUUCUGAGGCUGACCGCACCUACACUCCUUACACCAUCACCCCUCGUGCUAACAUGAAGUUCGACUUCCCCAAGUUGAAGGCUUAUGACAACCUGAAGCACCUCAGCUAUCUCAGAGAUAUGUUGGACCUCGACAAGGUCAUCGUUGCAACUGGUUUCGGUGAAGUCUCGCCAUGGGGUAACUCCAGAACCCGUUGGGAGAUGGAGUCCAAGGGUGAAUUCUCUCUCGAGGGCUGCAUUGAAAUGGCCUGGAUCAUGGGUUAUAUCAAGCACCACCACGGUAACCUCAAGAACGGUCAGAGCUACUCUGGCUGGGUCGAUGCCAAGACCAACGAGCCCGUUGAUGAUUGCGAUGUGAAGACCAAGUACGAGAAGAAGAUUCUUGAGCACACCGGUAUCCGUUUCGUAGAACCCGAAAUCAACAAUGAGUACGACCCCAACAAGAAGUUCCUGAUGCAGGAGAUCAUUGUCGAUCACGACAUGGAGCCUUUCGAGUGCAGUCAGGAAGAGGCCCAGCAGUUCAAGUUGGAGCAGGGUAGCAAGGCUGACGUCUACGAGUCCUCCAAUGGUUCCUGGAUUGUGGUUCUGCUCAAGGGUGCUAUUCUUUAUGUGCCCAAGGCCCUUCGCUUCGAUCGUGUUGUACUUGGACAGAUCCCCACUGGUUGGGAUGCUGGUCGUUAUGGUGUUCCCCAGGAUAUCAUUGAACAGGUUGACCCCGUCACCCUUUACAACAUUGUUUCUACUGUUGAAGCCUUCAUUUCCUCUGGUAUCACUGAUCCCUAUGAGUUCUACAAGUAUGUCCACGUUUCCGAGAUCGGUAACACCACUGGUUCAUCUGUCGGUGGUUCUCUUGCUCAGCGUAAGAUGUUCCGUAACCGCAUGUUGGAUAAGCCUGUCCAGAAGGAUAUUCUCCAGGAGUCUUUCAUCAACACCAUGCCUGCCUGGGUCAACUUGUUGCUCCUUUCCAGCUCUGGUCCUAUCAAGACUCCCACUGAUGCUUGUGCUACUGGUGCUGUCUCCGUCGAGAUGGCUGUCGAGACUAUUUUGGCUGGUAAGGCUAAGAUCAUGAUUGCUGGUGCCACUGAGUCUACUUCCGAGGAGUCCAGUUACGAGUUCGCCAACAUGAACGCCACAUCCGACUCUGUUGCUGAAUUGGCCCGCGGUCGUACCCCAAGUGAGAUGUCCCGUCCUACCACCACCACCCGCAACGGUUUCAUGGAAGCUUGCGGUUCUGGUAACCACAUUCUCAUGUCUGCUUCUACUGCCAUUGAGAUGGGUGCCCCCAUCUACGGUAUCAUUGCCUUGACCAACACUGCCUCUGAUAAGGAAGGUCGAUCAGUGCCUGCUCCUGGUGCUGGUAUCCUUACCACUGCUCGUGAAGGUGGAACCAAGCGCCCUUCACCCUUGUUGGACAUCAAGUACCGUGCUAGACAGCUCAAGGCUCGUCGUGCCCAGAUCAAGAGCUGGUUGGAGAGCGAAUACGAGGUCUUGCGUGAGGAGUUGGAAGAGCUCAAGGCUAGCGGUGAAUUGAAGGCUGAUGAAGAGAACCAGUGGCUCGAGGAGCGCACUCACUUUAUCCAGAAGGAGGCUGUCCGCCAAGAGAAGGAAGCCAAGUCUACCUGGAGUAUGAACUUCUACAAGAACGAUCCCUCGAUUGCUCCUCUCCGCGGUGCCCUUGCCACCUACGGUUUGACCAUCGAUGACAUCAACGUCGCCUCUUUCCACGGUACCUCCACCAAGGCCAACGACAAGAACGAGUCGCGUGUAUUGAACCAGCAGUUGAAGCAUCUUGGCCGUUCCAAGGGUAACGCUGUUCUGGCCAUUGCUCAGAAGUACUUGACUGGACAUCCCAAGGCCCCUGCCGCCUCUUGGAUGGCCAACGGUGUCAUGCAGUGUCUCCUGAGUGGUAUUGUUCCCGGUAACCGCAAUGCCGACAACAUCGAUGAGGUCCUCAAGGAAUGUGAAUUUAUUGUCUACCCCUCGCGUUCCAUCCAGACUGACGGCCUCAAGGCUGGUCUUCUUAAGUCAUUCGGUUUCGGUCAGGCUGGUGGUGAGAUCUUGAUUCUCCAUCCCGACUAUGUUCUCGGUGCUCUUUCUGAAGGCGAAUAUGCCGCCUACCAGGCUAAGAACGCCAAGCGUUACGCCAAGGCUUACCGUUACCUCCACGAUUCCAUCACUGGUGUCGCUGAUUUCAUCCAGGUCAAGAACGAGCCUCCUUACAGCGACGCUCUCGAGUACUCAGUCUACCUGAACUCCAACGCACGCGCCGAGUUCUCCAAGGCCAAGAACAGCUGGGCAUUCAAUGAAAAGAGUGUCAAGCCUCUUGCUCUUCAGAGCGAUGCCACUGGUACCAAGUCUGUCUUGGCUUCUUUGGCUCAGCAGCAGGCUGGUGAGAAGGGUGUUGGUGUUGACGUCGAGCUUAUUUCCGACAUCCACAUUGAUAACGCUACCUUUUUGGAGCGCAACUUUACCGAGGCUGAGAUCAAGUACUGCCAAUCGAAACCCGUUCCCCAAGAUAGCUUCGCUGGACGCUGGUCAGCCAAGGAGGCCGUCUUCAAGGCCAUCUCUUCGUAUGCCAAGAUCCCAUCAAGCGGUGCAGGUGCCUCUCUUAAGGACAUUGAAAUCGGUAGCGAUGAAGUCGGUGCCCCCAAGGUCCAUUUGACUGGAAAGGCUGCAGAGGCCGUCAAGGCAGCUGGUGUCAAGAAUGUCACAGUUUCUAUUAGCCACAGUGGUUCUUACAGCGUAGCAGUUGCUCUUGCCCAAUAGUUUAGAUAUAUAUAUAUUUUUUCUUUUCCUUUCCUUUUUAAGUUUUAAUACUUGUUUCUUUAAAAAAAAACCACUUUUGAUGUGUGUUUGAAACUUAUAUUCUAUAUAUGUAAAAAAAAAACGGACUUUGUUCCAUUUGUUUCAAUAUUAUUUUAUAUUAAAAAAAAAUAAAAAUACAUAUAUGUGCUUUGAAUUAUCACAGUAG
Messenger RNA from Phycomyces blakesleeanus NRRL 1555(-), 12061 nucleotides. RefSeq lists its product as hypothetical. NCBI's taxonomy places the organism in Eukaryota, Fungi, Mucoromycota, Mucoromycetes, Mucorales, Phycomycetaceae. The record is from RefSeq and is a predicted model, not a curated record. Gene Ontology annotation, molecular function: enoyl-[acyl-carrier-protein] reductase (NADH) activity; fatty acid synthase activity; magnesium ion binding. Bases 1 to 11856 code for a protein of 3951 amino acids. Gene Ontology annotation, cellular component: fatty acid synthase complex. The transcript is spliced from 9 exons. Gene Ontology annotation, biological process: long-chain fatty acid biosynthetic process.